Molecule: messenger RNA, 1485 nt
Organism: Megalops cyprinoides (Indo-Pacific tarpon)
Lineage: Eukaryota; Metazoa; Chordata; Actinopteri; Elopiformes; Megalopidae
Gene: mrps9
Product: mitochondrial ribosomal protein S9
Exons: 11
Coding region: 6-1181 (391 amino acids)
Biological process (GO): translation
Cellular component (GO): mitochondrial small ribosomal subunit; ribosome
Molecular function (GO): RNA binding; structural constituent of ribosome
Source: RefSeq, a predicted model, not a curated record
CAAACAUGGCCGCAUCCAGUGGUGUGGUCAUGAAGUCCUUGCUACGAAGAUGCGGGAAUUGUUGGGCAGCUAUAUUGGCAACAUCAUCAAGAAAUAUCCAGCAGUUAUAUCCCGCUGGUCUCCCACUGACACGGAGGAUAUGCACAAGCUCGGCCCUUUUGCGGAAGAACCUGGCGGCGGCGGGCCAGGAGAAGUUUUCGGCGGAGUUCAUCAAGAAGCAGGUCGAGGAGUUCAACAUCGGGAAGAGGCACCUGGCCAACAUGAUGGGAGAGGACCCCGAGACCUUCUCGCAGGAAGACAUUGACAAAAGCAUCGCUUACCUCUUCCCCUCUGGCCUGUUCGACAAACGGGCCCGCCCACUCAUGAAGCAUCCUGACCAGGUCUUCCCAAAACAGAGAGCGGUCCAAUGGGGCGAGGACGGGAGGCCUUUCCACUUCCUGUUUUACACUGGGAAGCAGGCCUAUUAUUCGCUGAUGCACGAAGCCUUUGCAAAGGCUCUCGUUGUGGAGAAGUACCAGGACCGCUUGAGGAGUAAGGGCCUGUUCUCCCAGGACACCAAGCAAAUCAAUCUAGCAGGGAGCAGGUGGCUGCUGAAAGAGGAGCUGGAGGAACUGCUGGUGGAGGCAAUCUCUGAUCAUGAUUACUCCCACUUUGUGCAGCUGAUGGAGCGCUUGGUGGCGCUGCCGUACUGCUCCAUGGAGGAGGCCUUCAUCCUGAAGUACCGCCGCGAGCUGGAGGUGCAGUCCAGCAAGCAGGUGAUCCCGCCCCUGCAGCAGGACCAGGACGGGGUGACCUUCAGCACCGCGGAAGGAAGGAGGAAGUCGUCCACUGCCACGGCGACAGUGCGAGACGUCUGCUCGUGGAAGAUCCUGGUCAACGGCGUGGACUACCUGCAGUAUUUCCCCGUGGUCCAAGACAGGGAGCAGCUGAUGUUCCCGCUGCAGUUCCUGGGACGGCUGGGCAGGCACAGCGUGGAGUGCCAAGUGAGUGGCGGCGGGCGGUCGGCCCAGGCAGGGGCGGUGCGUCUGGCCAUCUCCCGCGCCCUGCUGAGCUACGUGUCGGAGAGCGAGAUGGAGGACAUGAGGCAGGCUGGCCUGUUGACCCCUGACCCCAGGGUUAAGGAGCGUAAGAAGCCAGGGCAGGCCGGAGCCCGAAAGAAGUUCACCUGGAAGAAACGUUAGAUUGUGGGUGUCCAUCCAAGAGCCCAUGCCUUGGAACUGCCAUCAUCCUUAGGCCUGGCCAUGCCUGUGGGAGGGGUCUGCAGACGGACACAACCACAGCCGGGGCAGAACUGCUACCGUGCAGAAGCCAGUGCCUGCCGCAGACACUGUGCUGAGCCAGAUAUUCACAUCUGCACACAGAGGCCUGCCCUCACGGCACACCUCCGAUUUCACUUACCACCUUUCGCUUCUGUGGCCGAAAUACGUUCGAGGGAAAAUUAAAUGAACUUCCACUGAUGUAUGUUAAUAUAUGUGUGUCAAAUAA